This is a messenger RNA of Didymodactylos carnosus, 1404 nucleotides long. The record is from the annotation of a GenBank genome assembly. Lineage: Eukaryota; Metazoa; Rotifera; Eurotatoria; Philodinida; Philodinidae.
AUUUUCCUUUCUACGUUUUCCUUUUCGCUGUUUUUGUUUUCUACAUUUUCCUUUUCGAAAUUUUUUCUACGUUUCUUUCUACGUUUUCCUAUUCGACGUUUUUCUUUUCUGUCUUUUCCGUCAAUCCGGUUUUUAUGGUAUACUGAUCACUUUAUACAUGACUUUCUCUUGAAACUUUGUAAUUUAUCUUAUAAGAGUCGCCAUACAACUCUGAUUUAUAAAAUGUUCUUGGGAAAAUCUGCAGUGACAAGAAUAGAGUUGAUAUGAUUAAUUUUUGAUAAAGUUCCCGUCCUUCAGAACAAACGAUAGACAAGAACUCGUAUUGUUACUGAAUGUUCUACUAAGUAGCGCUAUCAGAGUGAUAUUUGUAAGAAAAUUUAAAAUGUAUAUAUAAUGGGCAACAUGCGAUUGAACUUUAUUUCUUGUGUAGAAAAUAAUAUACACAUAGAUAAGUACAUCUAUCUUUAAAUUAUUUUCCUGUGAUGAAGAACUUCAUGUUGUAAUGGAGAAAAUCGAUCGUUAGUAGAGGAUUUUCUGCCAAAAUUGAAAAUAUCGACACUAUAACUCUCAACACUACGUCUUUGUUUUAAAAUUUUUUGAAAUACGUUCUCUUGAUUAGAAUUUUGAAGCUCAUUUGAACGAGAAAGAUCUCUACAAUUGCGGAGAAAGUCACCGUAUGGGUAAUCGAUAAUUCAUGAAUCUAUUUAUAUAUUUUACGCUACAGGAUAUUAUACUGGUAACUGUGUACCAAGUUUGGAAGCACCAAGUAAUAAAACGUGUGAAAUCGAAGGAUGGUGCCCUGAAGAAUACUCCGCAUCAACAGAGUAUCAAAUUGAUAAAAGUGCAUUAAACAAUUUUACUGUAUAUAUCAAAUCGAUUGCCACAUUUCUCAAACUUGGUCUUACUCUAGGCAAUGUUCGACCAGAAACCAAUUUUUCCUGUUUAUUUGAUUCUUCAACUAAUCCAAAGUGUCCAAUAUUUGAAAUUGGCUAUAUCUUAAAUUAUAUAUCAAAGAAAGUUGGAGAGGAUGUUGAACCAGCAUUAUUGAAAGAUGGUGGCCUAAUUGAAAUUGAACAAAAAUGGUUAUGUAAUUUUGAUUUUGAUGCAAAACGUUGUUUUCCCACAUAUGAUUUUCGUUUAUUACAAAGCGGAAAUGAUGUACUGUCACCAGGAAUCAAUUAUCGUUAUGUACAUAAAUAUCGUUCAAAUUCAACGGACUAUCGAACAUUGAUUAAAGUUUAUGGACUGAGAUUUAUAGUAACGACAACUGGUCAAGGAGGAAGAUUUAAUAUUGUGAAUUUAUUUGUGGCUAUUGGCUCUGGCAUUGGUUUUAUGAUAAUCGCUAGUAUACUUUUGUUACAUCCAUCUUUGCAAUUUGUUUUUGUUUUAUCGUUUGUUAUGUAA